UUCACGUAGGUAUCGUUGUAUUGGAAGUGGAGCGCAAAAAGAGUGACGCGCUGCCGGAUUCCGGUGAUUCCCCGCGAUGAAGGAUAGGCAGACCGUUGGCACCAUCAACGAUAUGCAACAUGUCGUUUAUGUGCCAAAUGUGGAUCGAUCAGCUGCCGUGAACUCGCGUGAUCUUCCGGUUAUAAAUGUGACCCCUCAAAGUCCGAACGCUUCGGAAGAAUGGAACAUUCUUGACGGAAGCAUUUCACAAAUCCAAGGCAUCCAAGAAAGCAUUCAAAAGAUGCGAGAAAUGCAAGCAGCUGGUGGCAUGGACCAUGGCAUGAAGAACACGAGGUUUUGCUCCUCUUGCCCAUCGUUGUCUUCCGCAAAGCAAAUUUUCUCGCCUGAUGUUUUGAGAGAGUCUAAAGGAGAUGGAAUUCUAUCAAACAUGUAUAUGGAAGCAAUGCCCGAAAGUGUCUCGGGAGAAAUCGAUCAGAGGGGUGGUUGGACUGAAGAUCAAGCGAAAUCGAAGAUUCCCGAGAGAAGUGUAAGCUUGAGUAGUGCGGAAUCAGAUUCCGAAGAUGCAUUUCUGAAAGCGGCUGGUGGACAAGGACGACUAAAGGAUUACCCGGACAAACGUUCGGAAAUGCCCGAUUUUUCGUUGCAGUAUGGCGAUGUUCCGGACGGUUUUUUCCGGAUGCGGGAAUCCAAGGGGGGGCCGGAAGUGGUCGCUCGGAAGGCACAUCGUUCUAUAAGCCUGCAAAAAUCUGUGUCCACCCCGUCGAUUCUGGGCAAUGUCGAUGAAGCCACCUCCAUUGCUACGAGGCAACGGCUUUCGCAGCAUUUUAGUGGAAGUGAUAGCGAGGAAGAUGUUGGAGUGUUGUGUGGAACCCCUUCCGCUAAUUAUGCCGGGUAUGAUCGGGGUGUUAUUUCGAUUAUUGCCACGAAAGACCCUCCUCAUCUGGUUACGUACAGAGAUAUGCUUCGCGAUGCUUCGAGUCAAGAAGAAGACACUGCGGCUGCAGGAAAGCGACGGAAACGUAGCAGCAUUUUCUUCAAAAAGAAAAAGCAAGAUAAAGACAGAUCAAGACGGGGACCAGCUGUUUCUGGACCGAGCCCAGUGUUAAUAGGCUCUUCUGCAUCGUUCAACUUGUCGUCAACUUCCUCUUCGGGUCAAGGUUUUGGCGCGAAAUCUCUCACGUUGCCGGCUAAUACGAAAAGUGGAACUCAGUUCUACCCUCAACCGAUUGGAAGAUACUCCAUGAACUCUUCUUCCGCGUUACAACGAAAGCCGAAUGGAAACUCUCCUACCGGAACGAACGCCAAAGAUUUCGGCAGGAUGGCGAAUGAUAGAGAAUACGGCGGUGACGACUACAGCCCGGGGUAUGGAGAUAAUCCAGGGGAUUAUUUAACCAUGGAUUUACGGGAAGGAAACAACGUGGAGAGUGAGAUUAUGCGGGAUUUUCCGUCAUUGAAGCUCUUGAAUGAAGAACCUGAAGCCUGGUCGAAAUGCGUUGAUAAGAAGAUUUCUAAAUCGAUUACUGAAGUUGAAGUGAAGCGACAAGAGCACAUUUACGAGUUCAUGAUAACUGAGAAGCAUCAUUGCGUCACCUUGCAGCUGAUGGAGAAGCUGUUUUCCGGAGACAUGUCUCGCAAGUUGCAAUAUGGACACGAGUUCAUUCGCCAAGUCUUCCCAUGUUUGGAGGAAUUGAUAAACUGGCAUUCCAAUUUUCUGCGGCGAUUGCGAGAGCGGCAGGAAGAAAGUUCUAUCGUCCCUACAAUCAGUGAUAUUCUCGUUGAGCAAUUUUCCGGUGACUGCGGAGCUCAGCUUGAAAAGGCCUACGGAAUCUUUUGUUCUCAACACAAAGACGCCGUUUCCGCUUACAAGGACCAGUUGCAUCGCGAUCGACGCAAGAAUUUCACGCUCUUCUCGACCCUGGACGAUUUGGUUCGUGUGUGGAGCGAGCAUGUUCUGUGCAAAAAGAAAGGAAUCCCGGAAUGUAUAUUGUUCGUGACUCAGCGAAUCACGAAGUACCCGCUUUUAAUUGACCCCCUUAUCAAAACUUCUCGAACGAAUCCCGUGGAAUGCGAAGCUCUGAACAACGCCAUGGAUUUGGUCAAACGAAUUUUGGUGAACGUGAACGGAAAGGUUGCUGAGAAGGAAAGAGCAACGAGGCUGCUUGAGGUUUACAAUAAAAUCGAUGCCAAAUCGUCCACCACUUUGUUGAGCAAGAAGUUCAAGAAAGCCGAUUUACUGCAUGGGAACCGCAAGCUGAGAUUCGAAGGCGUUGCCUCAAUGGUGCUUACUCCACGUGGGAAAUCAGUCGAGUUGACUGUGAUAGUUUUCUCGGAUAUCGUCUGUGUCCUCCCUGUAAGCAAAUUGCUGGUUCGAGAGAAAGCUGGAACGGGCGACAAUAACGCGCUUUAUUUGAUUUCGAAUCCUGCUGAUCCUGAAAUGUACGAGUUGAUCUGUGUGCAGCCGAAAGAUCGAAAAGUUUGGAUAGAAUCCAUCCGGGAGGUGAUUGCGAACUGCACUUCCGGUGAAGAAGAAGAAUUCGAUGAAGGAACCAAAAUGCGUGAUGCUCGUCUCGAUCGCAUCAAGCAAAUAACAGUCCUGCUCCAGCAGCAUGAUCUGAACUUGGCGAAGCUCUGCGAGGAGAAGAUAAAUUUGCAGUUCGAAUUACUGGAAGUUUGUGGACACGAAGAUGUUCCCUCUCCGCCAUCGUUUCAGAAGUGUCCCACUGACUUGGACAUAUUUGCUUUGCGUGACCGUUUGCGUCAAACAGUUCAGGAAGCGAGCAAGAUAGCGUCAAAUCUGUGCACAAACGGAGCCACCAAUUUGUCUCGCAGUGCGAGUUCCGUUGGUGAGCAUUAUUCCAAUGCGUAUGUCUCGCCGAUUUUGCCCAGGAGGGCAGAAACGUUUGGAGGAUUUGACAACUCUGUCAAGGACCCAACAGGAGUUAACCGGAAGAAAGCGUCGCCGGUACCGCCGGAAUUAAUAGAGGUGAGUGAAGCGUCGUCGCCCAUGAGCGAACGCCAGCCGUCUCUCUACGUGCGCGCGUUCGCGCCGCACCUGAGCAUCAUUGGUCGCACGCGCAGUCAGGGCCGAAUCGACGUCGGUCCGUCCGCGACGACCCUGUCGCAGGGUUCCCUUACGCGUCCUUCGUCACCUCUGCCCAAGGUGGCCCUGGCUCUUGGGCUGGCCCUGGGUGGGCCAUCCCCGGCGUCCUCGCCGGCCAUUUCGCCGAUGCGUAGUCCCGGCGGCGGGCUGUGUUGGAACUGCCAUCGGGUGUUGUCACGAUCGCCUUCGAACCUGGCCCUGCAACAACUGUCCCCCGUGGCCCGGUCACCGGAACCGUCUUUGUCGCCGAGGAGGGCCAGCUCGCCGGUGCCCGGGUUGCGUCGAACGCUUAUGUCGUUUCUGGUGUUUCUCGGCAUGUUCGGUAGGCACGAGAUCUGGAAGCGUGAAAAUUCUGCGAUUAAGUCCGGAGUUAUUCUUUCUCCGAAGGAUCUUCUUUUUGGUGCGGUUUGUUUUCUCAAGUCGGGUUGCCGGCUGAAGAUCCCUGGAAUUUCAGUUUUUGCUUCUUGCGAUUCUGAACUUCGCUUGAGAACCCAUUUUAAGUUCUCGCAUGUUGCUGUUGUUCGGCCGAUGGAUCGUCCGCGAAGAACGACGCUGCCUGCCGUCCAACCUGGAGAAUCUCUCCUGAAUCUCCCUGGAAGUCAGUAUCCCGUGGGUUGGGGAGGAACUUCUAGUCCCAGUUCGCAUAUGCCCACUGCGCUUGGACUGCCGAUCAGUUCGAUUGUCCCGGGGUCCAAGGAGCAGCAAAUGGCAGUGGCCCAAUUGAGUGGCUACUUGUCCACCAUUUGGUACCUGGUGGAACAUCAGUGCACUAACCUGGAAAGCAUGAAAGCAGAGUUGACGACAGCGUAUGACAAGAUUACAAGACUGACAGGGGAAGAUCCAAGAGGAUCGAAUUCAAGUGCAGGUGGGAAAGGGAAUAAAGGUUUGUUGUCGCACAACCAGCGUUUGGAGGAGCUGAGAAAUUUGCAAGAUCGUUUCUCACGAGAAAGAGAGGCGUGGGAGAAGGAUAGGAAGAUGAAGGAGGAAGAACUGAAUUCGAAGGAGAAAGAGUUGAAGGAAGUUCAGGAACGACUAAAGAAGGACAAGGAAGACGUUGUUCAUCAGCGUGACCAGUUGUACACUAAAGUUCAGACAUUGAAGAACCAGGGGAUAAUUUUGGACACCAACUUUCAUAUCGUUUCGAUGAAUCUCUCUGACGACAACAGCCCGAUGCGUCCUAAUUGCUCCGUCAUUGAAAUCAAUAAGGGUUCCAGCGGGCAAAGUUCGACUGUUUCCAGUCCUCAGCCACAGUCGCCACCGUUGUCGGCGUCCGCAAGUGCUGCGGAUUUCCGGAAGAAGUUGGCAGAAACGCAGCGAUCAAAGAGCGUGACUUCCGUGAGCUCUGCUAAAGCCGCGCAGGCAGCGUUGGUACAUCAGCAGCUUCCACAGCAUUUGAUCAGUGCAACGAAUCAGCAAAAGGUGUCUCAGAAGGCGCAAAACGUUCAAAUUAAGCAGCAGUUGCCGUUGAAGUUGGCCAAAUUGGCGGAGAAGACCAGUGGGGGUAGCGAAAGAUCCAGUCCUGGGUCGAGUCCGUCUGGUUCGCUUCAGUCUCCUUUGAACAUGUCACAGGAGCAUGAAAAAGUUCACCAGAUUUUGCCCAUGAAGCUGAGUGAAGAUAAAAGUGGGAAAGCCUCGUUUGGGUAUCAGAAAUUUGGUGCCACAACUCCUAGUGUACCUCCAAGGACGGGGAUUCCCCAAACUUUCCACUCCAGGUCUGGCAGCAGUCCUGCUGAUAUUCCACCAGAGCAAAUACAGGCAGCUGGGCGACAAUCUAACGUUGAUCAGCCUGUUGCGUCAGGGUUGUACAAGUCGAAUUCUUCGGGAAGUCGAUAUGCCUCGCGUCCUUUUGCGCCUGCUCGUCACCCUCAGCAAGAGCAAUACCUGCAACAACCGCAACCUCUGCUACAACACCAACAGCAACGAUUGACCGUAACUCGGUCUGAUCCUCGACAGGAAAACAGCCCUCGUCCUACUGUAGAUCCCGACACCAACGAAGAAAUCAUAUACUUUUAGGUAUGUGAAACGAGGUCAAAUUUCCGCAAUAUAUCCGUGGAAUGAAUGCGGUGAAUGACUGUUUCGGAAAUCACUACCGGGUUCUCUCCUUUUACGACCACCGACAAGGAAUUAAGUUUUCGUCUCGAGGGUUGAUUGAUCCGUUGUAAGUGGAUUUCAGGGUUUAAGACACCCACAGAUGGCAGCUAUUAUUCGAGGUUUUGUGAUCCAUGGGCCGCGAGAUUCCAGUGUUAGCAAAAAAAAAAGGAACGCAAUUCCGUUUUUAUUUCCUCAUUGACGUGGAUUUUUUAAGGCUCUGUUCAUUCUCGAUCCACUGUGAUAUGAUGACUAUCAUGAAAAGCCACCGUCUUGGCAAUCGCUGUUCGCUAUGCUUAGCCUAUUCCUCCCACCGCAGAUUUGUAUCGUGUUGCAAUUUUUUGGCGAUUCCGUCCGGAAAAUGUGUGUUUGGUGGCUACGAGAAAAUGCUUGGUGAGCAUUUUAUGCUUCCACUAAUAUUGGAACCAAAAUGUUGUUAGGAGGAUUUAUUAUUCGUCUUUCUGUAAAUGAAUCACGGAGAACGCGUUGAUGUGGCCCGGAUUCGUGUUUUCCUCGUCAUAUUGGAUGUUGUCACCCCUGGCAGAAUAAAGGAAUAUUGAUUUAAAA
This is a messenger RNA of Notodromas monacha, 5755 nucleotides long. NCBI's taxonomy places the organism in Eukaryota, Metazoa, Arthropoda, Ostracoda, Podocopida, Cyprididae. The record is from the annotation of a GenBank genome assembly.